Messenger RNA from Micromonas pusilla CCMP1545, 567 nucleotides. RefSeq lists its product as uncharacterized. The coding region runs from base 1 to 567 and encodes 188 amino acids. The transcript has a single exon. Lineage: Eukaryota; Viridiplantae; Chlorophyta; Mamiellophyceae; Mamiellales; Mamiellaceae. The record is from RefSeq and is a predicted model, not a curated record.
AUGGAGGAGAAUUACGGCGACGCGCUGAAAGCGUUCGGCGGGGUCCCUCCGCUGUGGCCUCACUCGCCGCGAUGGAUCCGCGACGACGACGUCUACGCUGACGUCUUGCGAAAGUCCGACGAAGCCGUCCCCGGGAUCUCGCAAAUGGCGCGCCUCUUUCGCGCGGACGCCGCGAAUCAGAAGCGACUCGACCAACGGUGGUCGGCGUUCAACGCGAACGCGGCGGCGCUUUCCGUGACGCUCGGCGAGAAGCGCGCGACGACGCGCGAGUGGAACGAAGCGUGCGCGAGGACGGCGGGGUGGGCCGGGCUCGUCGCAUCCAGCGUCGGCGCAGCAGACAUGGACGCGACGCACACCAAGGAGUCGUUCGUGAAGCGAUACUCGAACGACAUCAUCGCGAACGGCAUGGACUUCUCGAUGCCGGACGGACCGGUGAUGAAACGACCGUGCGACAAGUGCAAGACGCCGUGCUUCUCCGAGUGCGCGAUGUGCGGCGAGGCCUUCUGCGGCGUCGCGUGCCUGAAGGCUGCCCUUCGCACGCAUCGCUCCACGUGCAAGCGGGUGUGA